AUGAAACGCAGUCCCAGCGCCUCAUCGAUGGGUCUCAGCCGGGGCGAAUCGAAUCGUGCCAGCAAUCGCAGUGUUCGCUCCGCUGUCUCAGUGAUGAACAGCAGCACCACAUCGCUGGGUGGCGGCACACGUGCCACAUCUGCGGUGCGACGCGAUGCCUCCGUGAACAAGCAAAAGGAGGCAGAGAUGGUCAUGUGGAAGCGACGCUCCACCUACGAUCCCAUGAAGGCAGCCGCUGAGGAUCGACGCCGCAAGGAAGAGGCACGUCGUGCCCAAAGUCAGAGCCAAGCACAGCGUCAGCUUAGCGAUGUGCCCGACGAGUUGCCAUUCGAAAGUACCCAAAGGCCGGCCAACAAUUUGACCAUUACGGGAAGCGUGAAUUACAGCCCAAGAAACUCAAUGGAAAACGACGCCUGGAUGCUUGGUGAAUCAUCAGAGUUUGGCGAGUAUCCCGAGGACUACGAUGAGGAUGUCGAGGAGGAUGAUGAAUAUGUUGCCGGUCAAGAGUCCGAUGAUGUAUUCGAGGCCGAAAGAGCAGAGGCAACAAGUUAAAAAGAAGAAGAGAAAAAGAGAAAAAAAAAAAUGAAGGAAAACCAGCAACAGUGAUAUCUUUAAAUCGAUCUAAUGAUCAUUAUGAAUAACAAUACGAGAACUCGUAUUAUGAAAUAUUGUAUUUGAUAGCAAGCGCAUUGCGAUUUAGUUAUAAUCUGAUCAGAUCUGAUAUCUGCUUAACUGAAUAAUUUAUAUGAAAUGAAGUAUAUAUACGUAUAUAGCAUAUAGAAGCAAGUGCGAAAUAAAAUGAGUGAAUGCUUUCUGAAAUAUCAUCAACAAA
Drosophila sulfurigaster albostrigata is the source of this 832-nucleotide messenger RNA. RefSeq lists its product as uncharacterized. The record is from RefSeq and is a predicted model, not a curated record. The coding region runs from base 1 to 552 and encodes 183 amino acids. Lineage: Eukaryota; Metazoa; Arthropoda; Insecta; Diptera; Drosophilidae. The transcript has 3 exons.